Molecule: messenger RNA, 834 nt
Organism: Mya arenaria
Lineage: Eukaryota; Metazoa; Mollusca; Bivalvia; Myida; Myidae
Exons: 3
Coding region: 1-834 (277 amino acids)
Source: RefSeq, a predicted model, not a curated record
AUGAGCUUGGAAUUUCUGCCAGUUUUGUACAUUAAAGCCUCGAGCAAUUAUGACGUGGGGAACAUUAUUGGGCGCACAUUUAAAGGUUCCAUAAAGGAGUAUCUUAAUUUCUCGGAUGACGUGAAAAUGUACCGAAAGUUCUUCAAUGAUCAGAGAGGUAAGGCGAUCGUAGAACAAUAUUUGAAGACGUCCGAGAAAUAUCAGCCUGACAUCGUGUCGGAAAUACGUGGUAUCGCAGACGGGUCUGGGGAGAGCUUUAUGGACGUGUUCAUGCUGCAGAUAGCCUCGGAGAUACAGUUUUAUCACUACGAAGACUUGUUUCCAAACAAUGAUGCACCAAAGAACCAAGUGACGAAAGGAUGCACAGAUAUUCUCCUGAACACCGCGGCGGGCCGCGCUAUUGGUCACAAUGAUGACUGGUCAGAGGACGUCGCUGCACGUGUUGCUAUUGUGCACGUGACACUUACCAAAGACGGAUUUGAAAAGGAGAGCUUCCUGUCAUAUUUAUACCCUGGAUAUUUACCUGGAUUCUGUUUCGGCAUGAAUAAAAAUCUUGUUGUUACACUGAACAGUCUGAAACCAGCCCGUGCAAACCCAGGAGGCGUACCGUUGCUGUUGCGGACUCUGUUGGGCAAUAGCAGUAUUUCUGACUGCCGGGAGAGGAUGGCCAGCCUGCCGGUAGGAUGUGCAUUUGGAAUGAACGUCAACAUCGCAGAAAUCGGCACCGAUAAAAUGUGUUCUCUUGAAAUAUACACGCAUUUAAACCUGCUACAUGUCUACCGUGUAAACCCUCACCGGCACCAACCAUGUGUCUCGCUACCUUUUCUGAAUUGA